This is a messenger RNA of Coprinopsis cinerea okayama7#130, 2130 nucleotides long. RefSeq lists its product as hypothetical. The transcript has 8 exons. The record is from RefSeq and is a predicted model, not a curated record. Bases 1 to 2130 code for a protein of 709 amino acids. Lineage: Eukaryota; Fungi; Basidiomycota; Agaricomycetes; Agaricales; Psathyrellaceae.
AUGUCUGAGGUAGCGGCUACACCUGGCCCAUCUAGUGCACCGAUAAGAGAACCAUCAGCGACCCAGCCGUUUCCUGAGCUGUCUCCGCUCUCCCCACCGGUCAACGACUCUGACGUCCCUUCAUUACCUGGGUUCAGCGACUUGGACGACAAUGAUGGACUUCCCGAGUUGUCUCAGGUUUUCAAGACCAUUCUGGAUAGGUCGCCUUCGAAGAACCACGAGGAAGACAGCGAAAGCGAGUCGAGUGAAGAGGAGGAUGAGUUGGAUGAUACGGACGUGAAGGAGGAGGAAGACGAGGUUGAAAUACCGAAUGACGAUUCAAAGUCGAACGAUAGUUCUGACUCGGACGGGUGUUCCGAAAGCUCACCAAGCUUGCCACCUUCCGAUAUCAACGAUCUUGCUCGGUCAGACUCAGAAACCAGACAUUCAACGCGACAGAAUGAUGUUUCAAAGGCGAACGAUAGUUCUGACUCUGGCUCACCAAGCUUGCCCCCUUCUGAUAUGAACGGUUUCGCUCGGUCAGCCUCAGAAACCAGAAAGUUCAAGCGUCGUGCUCACAUAGAAGAUUCGGAAUCUGGAGAUGAUUCCUCUAACCCUUUCAGGCCCCCUCCAACACCUCCCACUCGUCUUCCAUUCGGACGCCCCACCCAGAAGUCUGUGGUAAACUCCGCGUCUGCUCUCCGCCAAGCAUCGAAAGCGUCGACGACCAACGGUGCGGACCAAGCUCCGUCUUCAUCGAAAUCGAAGAAGAGGAAGAGCGACAAUCUGUUUGACGAGUAUGGGGUUGUUCGACGCGAAAACAGCGGAACGAGACGGGAGUUCAACAUUCAGGCUCUCCUUGAAACGCUUGAACCUUACCCUGGUGCUGACCGUCACAAGGCUAAAAAAUCAUCGUCUUCGUCUAGUCGCGGGCAAGAAGACACCUCGUCGAGUUCGUCGAAGCCAACGUCCAAACCUCCUUCGACCAACGGCACCAGCGAGAAGUCCGGAUCGUCAUCCAAACCGCCAUCACUCCUCUCUAGAAUGAAGAAACGCGAUGAAAAAGCUUCGGUUCAAGCCCCUACAUCCGUCGACAAGGAUAAAAGCAAGGUAGCCUCGACGCCCAUCGACAAGGGUAAAAAUAAGGAACCAUCCGCGAAAUCCGAAGAUACACGAAAGAGCGUCGCCGCUUCUGAUGGGGUCCGAGCAACACCACAAACAACGAACGCGGUAGGGAGCUCGAGCUCGACGAAGCUCGAUGUCGCUCCGCAGCCUCCACCACCUCCGUCCUCCGUUCCUCGUCCUCGAAAACGCCAACGCUCAAACAGCGUCACGCUCCUUGAACCCUCCGCCACCGCUCCUCCAGGUCCAGCUCCCAAACGCCCACGCCCAUCCGUCACCUACGUCCCCGCCGCCAUCGGUCGGUACACCCGCAGCGAAACGCACUGGUACCUCGACGGCAGUUUGCUCGUUCAGCUCGAAAAGACGAGGUUCAAGUUGCAUCGCAGUCGGAUGGUGAAGGUUAGUGGGUGGGUGAGGUAUUUGUUGGGUGAUGUAGAUGAGAGGCUGUUCGUGAAGAGGGAGAUGAAGGAGAGGCAUUUGGGUGUUGAUGGGGAGGAGGUGGUGGUUAAGAUGGAUGGGCUGGGGUUCUCGGUGGGUGAGUUUGGGGAGAUGUUGGAUGCGUUGGAUGAGGCUAUAACCUUCGUUGCGAAACCACCUUCGUUCCUCCGAACGGCCUCCAUCCUCCGCGUCGCACACAAACUCGAUAUUCCGAUGUUCGAGUCCUGGGCACGAGAUGUGAUAACCAAGACUUGGUCCGCCAACCUCGACGAUCUUACCCCAGAACCGAUACCGUACGCGGUGGAGACCGUUGCUCUCGCCCGCCAAUGUAACCUCCCAUCCUCUGUUCUCAAACGCGCAUUGUACGAGAUCGUGCGACGGGAUAACUACGAUUUGGAUCGACAGGUUGGGGAUGGGGACGGGAUGAGCGAGGAAGAGGAGAUGGAAGUGGAGGAGGAGCGGUGGGUUGAGAAGAUUGAGGACGGGGUUAAGAAGGAUGGGGACGAGGACGAGGAGGAUGAUGACGUGGUGGUUGUGGUGAAGAAGAAGACGGGGAGGCCGAAGGCCAAAGGCGGUGGUUGGAGGAGAUGA